UGUUUUGGUAUAGAGAAGGGCAAGGCGCAGCAUCCUCUCCAUCCUCCAUACCACAACAACGACUGACAAAAGAGGGGGGAAGAAAUCGCGACUUUGAGGCUUGUUAUCAGGCCCAAUCACAUAAGCAGAAUGACUAAAGAGGAAACUUCUGAGGUGGAAGAGGCCCAGCCGGCCUCUGAGUUCAUCAGCCCUGUUCAUGAACCCCGCAAGAAACCGAUGGUGCAUCCAUCUGCACAGGCUCCACUGCCCAAGGACUAUGUGUUUACCUUCUUUGAUCCAAAUGAUCCGGCCUGCAUGGAGAUUCUGACAGACCCUCGGACCACAAUCCCAGAACUGUUCGCCAUCAUCCGCCAAUGGGUUCCACAAGUUCAACACAAGAUCGACAUCAUAGGCACUGAGAUUUUAAAGCGAGGUUGCCAUGUGAAUGACCGUGAUGGCCUGACGGAUAUGACUCUUCUCCACUACUGCUGCAAAGCAGGAGCUCACGGAGUGGGUGAUCCUGAGGCAGCACUCCGGCUGUCCAAUCAGCUGCUAGCUCUGGGAGCUGAUGUGAGUCUGCGCAGUCGUUGGACCAACAUGAAUGCCCUACAUUAUGCAGCUUACUUCGAUGUACCAGAACUGAUUCGUGUUUUGCUCAAAGGCUCCAAGCCUAAAGUGCUCAACUCCACCUGCAGUGACUUCUAUCAUGGCACAGCCCUGCACAUCGCCGCCUCCAACCUCUGUCUCGGUGCUGUCAAAUGUUUACUGGAGCAUGGAGCCAAUCCUACUGUUAGAAAUGAUAAGGGUCAAGAGCCUGCUGAGGUUGUCCCUGACCCUAUGGACAUGAGUCUGGAUAAAGCUGAGGCUGCCAUGGUGGCUAAAGAGCUGAAACAGUUGCUGCUGGAUGCAGUGCCUCUCAGCUGUAACCUCCCCCGGGCCACCCUGCCCAAUUAUGACAACAUUCCCGGCAACCUUAUGCUCUCCUCUCUAGGCCUCAAACUAGGGGACCGUGUGGUGCUGGAUGAAACAAAGACUGGCACCCUCCGUUUCUGUGGCACUACUGAGUUUGCUAGUGGGCAGUGGGUUGGUAUCGAGCUGGACGAGCCGGAGGGCAAGAAUGAUGGGAGUGUGGGUGGGAUGCGCUAUUUUAUCUGCCCCCCAAAACAAGGCAUCUUCGCCCCUGUGUCAAAAAUCAGCAAAGCUCUUGAGCAGGCCCCCUCUUCGGUCACCUCCACCCCAAAAACCCCUCGCAUGGAUUUGUCUCGCGUAACCGGCAGGAUCAAAAAAGAGAAAAAAGAGAAAGAUUGUGAAAAGACUCCAAGAAACAAACAUCUGUCCGGGGUCAGUUUGGAUCCUGAUGGAGUCAAGGUUGAGGUUGGGGAUCAGGUGUUGGUGGCUGGCCAAAAGCAAGGGAUCGUCCGCUUUUUUGGCAAGACAGACUUUGCUCCAGGAUAUUGGUUUGGUGUGGAUUAUAAUGCACUCUAA
This is a messenger RNA of Sinocyclocheilus grahami, 1464 nucleotides long. RefSeq names its product CAP-Gly domain-containing linker protein 3-like. Bases 130 to 1464 code for a protein of 444 amino acids. Gene Ontology annotation, molecular function: microtubule plus-end binding. The record is from RefSeq and is a predicted model, not a curated record. Gene Ontology annotation, cellular component: cell cortex; microtubule plus-end; nucleus. NCBI's taxonomy places the organism in Eukaryota, Metazoa, Chordata, Actinopteri, Cypriniformes, Cyprinidae. The transcript is spliced from 13 exons. Gene Ontology annotation, biological process: cytoplasmic microtubule organization.